This is a messenger RNA of Debaryomyces tyrocola, 3066 nucleotides long. The record is from the annotation of a GenBank genome assembly. NCBI's taxonomy places the organism in Eukaryota, Fungi, Ascomycota, Pichiomycetes, Serinales, Debaryomycetaceae.
AUGACAGAUUAUUCGUUACAAACACUCCAAUCGGUACUUUCAAACCCAAAAAUUGUCGAAAUCAACCGAUUAGACACUAGGGCUUACUAUUUACCUAGCGACUCAACAUUGAGUCUUAAUGGGAAUUGGGAUUUCAAUUACUCCCAGUCUCCAUUAAUUGCACCUUUGCCUCACGACAAGAAUGCAGAAUUUCCAGGUAAGUUGAUUGUUCCCGGACAUUGGCAGCUACAAGGAUAUGGAAAACCACACUACACUAAUAUUGUGUUCCCAUUUGCCGUGGACCCUCCAAAUCCACCAUCGCAGAACCCAACUGGUACCUACCGCCGUAAAUUUGUUGUUCCAGAUGAGUGGAAAUCAAAGCCCUUUUUAUUCAGGCUUCGGUUUGAAGGUGUAGAUAAUUCAUUUCAUAUAUUUCUUAAUGGUAAACUAGUUGGUUAUAAUGAGGGUAGUAGAAAUGCAUCUGAAUUUGAUGUUGCUGAACAUAUUUUAUUAGACGACGUCAAUGAAUUAUGGGUCAGGGUUUACCAGUGGUCCUCCUCUUCAUAUAUUGAAGACCAAGACCAGUGGUGGUUGAGUGGUAUUUUUAGAGAUGUCUACUUAUUAGGAUUCAACAAAAGUGGAUUCAUUGAGGAUUUUAAUAUUGUGACCGACUUGGAUAAGAAAUAUGUGGACUCAAUAUUAACAAUCAACCUAAAGAUAAACUUCACUACUUCCAAUUCUAAAUUACAUGUAUUAUUAAAGGGUGAAGGGAAUGAAAUAAUAAAUAAGAUCUUUGAUUUAAAAGAUUCAAAUUUUAAUCAGUCCUUUGAAGUACAAAACCCAUUUAAAUGGACUGCAGAAUCCCCUAACCUUUAUAAUCUUGAAUUAUCGGUUUUAGUAGACAACGAGGUAACGAAUAAGGUAGAACAGGAUGUGGGUUUUCGUAAAAUUGAAAUGAAGAAUGGAACCUUAAGGGUCAACGGUAAGUCUAUAUUAAUAAGAGGGGUUAAUAGGCAUGACCACCAUCCAAAGCACGGCAGAGCAGUACCAUUGGAAUACAUCAAACGUGAUUUACAUAUUAUGAAGAAGUAUAACAUCAAUGCUAUUCGUACAUCGCAUUAUCCAAACCACCCCAAGUUUUAUGAAUUGGCAAACCGUUUAGGAUUUUGGGUUCUUGAUGAAGCAGAUCUAGAAUGUCAUGGAUUCUUUGAAGCAGUAAGAAAGCCAGUUGGGGGUAACGAUGAUGCUGAAUAUGACGAAGAAAAGUUACGUUUAUUCAAAUCAGCAAACCAAUUUACUUCCGAUAAUAAAGAAUGGGAAGCAGCCUAUGUUGAUAGAGCUUAUCAGUUAGUAAAGAGAGAUUUCAAUCAACCUUGUGUAUUUUUAUGGUCGCUUGGAAACGAAGCAUUCUAUGGCUGUAACCAUAAAUCAAUGGUUGCGAAAAUUAGAGAAUUAGACACUUCGCGCCCAAUUCAUUACGAAGGAGACCUUCAAGCAGAAUCUACGGACUUAUAUAGCAGAAUGUAUCCUCUGUUCCAGACCAUCGAUAAGUUUGUGAAUCAAUCGGAAAAACCAUUGAUUUUAUGUGAAUAUGGCCAUGCAAUGGGAAAUAGCCCAGGUCUUUUAAGACAAUAUCAAGACUAUUUCUACAAAUAUGAUCAGCUUCAAGGGGGAUUUAUAUGGGAAUGGGCCAAUCAUGGAUUAUACGUAAAUAAAGAUGGACAUGAUAUUUAUUAUUACGGAGGAGAUUUCGGUGAAUAUCCUCACGAUGGAGUUUUCAUCAUGGAUGGACUUUUAGAUUCUCAACACAAUCCAACGCCAGGUUUAAUUGAAUAUGCCAAAGUUAUUGAGCCUAUAGUGAUUAAAAUAGAUAAAGAUAAAAUAAAAAUUACUAACAAGUUUGAUUUUAUAGAUUUGGAUAAUUACGCUGCAGCAUACCAGGUAGUCAAUUACUCGGACUUGGAUAGAAAAAUAAUCAAGAGGGGUGAAUUUACUUUACCUAAGAUUAAUGCGCAAGAAACUAUUGAAGUAUCAUUACCAGAAUAUCCGCAAACUGUUUCUAGCGGCACAAAUUACCUAGAGGUUCAGUUCAAGACAAUAAACCAAACAGAGGCUGUUGAAAGCGGACAUAUCGUGUCAUGGUCACAGUAUGAAUUAGAAAAGUUUCCAAGAAGACCUGCUCAUCAAUCUUAUGAUAGAAAUUUGGUUGAAUUUGCUGAGGAUAAGCUAAAGCUUCAAAUAAAGAGUCCCUACACAAACUUUGUAUUCGAUAAGAUCUCUGGGUGUAUUUCAAAUUGGCAAAAUGAUACUAACAAUAUAAUUUCGAAAGGUAUUAAUAAUUUAACCUUUUGGAGACCGAGUAUUAAUAAUGACGCGCCGGUAGAUGAGCCAUACUGGCGCCGAUUUGGUCUUGAUCAUAUGCAAUACAAUAUUAGAGACGUUCAGAUCGAUAAGUUUCCUGAUUCAGAAAGGAUAGCUUUAAUACGAGUCGAAUCUUUAAUUUCACCACCAGUUUUAUCUUGGGGGUUUAAAACUAUUCAAGAAUAUUCGAUAUUUACGAAUGAGAUAAAGAUUUAUACAAAGUUAAUCCCUGAAGGAUUCAGAGAUAUAUGUAUCCCAGAAACUAUUCCACGGUUGGGAUAUGAAUUUGGAAUCAAUGAUGAAUUGGGGAGAUUCGUUAGAUGGUUUGGCAGAGGUCCUGGUGAAAGUUAUAGUGACAAGAAAGAGUCACAAAGGAUAGAUGUUUAUAGAUUACCAUUUGAAGAACUUGAUUAUUCAUACGAAUAUCCACAGGAAAAUGGUAAUCACGAAGAAACAGAAUGGUUAUUAUUAGAAGGUGACAAUGAGUCGGGGCUUUAUGUUACAAUGGAAGGUAAACGGUUCGGAUAUAAAGCAUCAGACGAAUACGAUGUUCAAGAAGCCAAACAUCCUCAUGAAAUAAAGCAUGGCUCGAAGUAUAUUAGGAUUGAUUACAAGCAACAUGGAGUUGGUACUGGCGCAUGUGGUCCAAGAGUCCUAGAUGAGUUUGAAUUCAAAAUUUCUAAGUCCCCAAUUAUCUUUACCAUUAGCUUAAAAGGUUUGAAAUAG